CUGUGCUUUUGACAUAGGAAUACAAAGAUCCAUGCAACAGAGGCAGGCUAGUGUAACAAUUAGGCACUGGUUCUGGAGCCAACCUGCCUGGAUUUGAAUCCACCUCUUACUAGCUUUGUGCAGUGAUUGAUGAAGGAGACAAAGCCUCAUCUGGACUGCCCCUCAGAGCUAGGGUGGUCUGGCCCUGGGAACAGCUGGGAGUGCAGUUCUGGAGCCAGCCACCAAGUGGCAUCAGGAGCAGCUGUUCUCAGGGCCCACUGUCUAGAAGAAUUGGGGCUCUGGGCUAAAUUCAGUUGCUUUGAAGUUUGGGUUUUUAAGAGCACAAGAUGAGAAUGCCAAUGGAGACACAAGCCUUGUCAUAAAGAGCCAUCUGGAUUGAAAAAACAGCACAGGAAAGUGCACAGAAGGCCCAUUCCAUGGCAUACUGCUGGAUAAUGGUCAAUCCUGCUUCCCCCAAAGGGGGAAGCUUGCCCCAUGUCCAUUUUCACAGUCUCCACUCUGCUCCCAGAAAGAGCCCAGAGGGAGGGAGAGACUCUGUAGAGGUUCCAGUCUGCCCAGGUCACAUGCAGGACUGGGCUCUGCUCUUCCCCAGCGGAAACCACCACUGCAGGACCGUGGGGGGUAAGUCAGAACCCUGUAAGGGUGUCCUGCUGGACCACCUCUCAGCUUCGUGUGAAAUCUGGAUCUGGCUUCAGUGCUGCUGGCUUCCAGGUUGGCAAUUGUGUCUCUAGAGAAAGGUAGGCAGUGGUCUGAUUCUAGUUUGUGACUUAAAGCAUGCCUGGACUGCUUAACCUUUUCUUAACUCACUUAGCAAGCCCUUUGCUCUCUGGCCUGUGCCGGGACCACAGAAGGAAUCUGACAUGGUCUAACAAGCAAAGUCAUGGGACAUGACAAGUACUUUAAAAGAGGGGAGUACCAGAUACAUGGGAACACGAAGGGCCCUUAUAAAAGGAUGGUAGUGGGCAGUGCUGGCCAUGACAUUGAAGUUUGGUUCAGCAGGGGAUUUCCAGGUAGAUACAAUAAAGCAGAGCAUGUUAGGAAGAAGGGACAGCCUGUGGGAGGGAGGGAUGGAGCAGGAAGGAAUGUGGUGAGUGUAGAGGCCCACAGUUAUUCCAAUAAGACUGAAUGGUUGGGAGCAACUAGAGAUCUGAUUGAGCCAUAGAGGGCUUUAACUGUCAGGCUAAGGAGUUUGACUUUUAUCUUGUAAACAGGCUAAGAUUAAAAGCAUCUGAGCAGGGACGAACAAGAUGAGUAAGCAAGAUCACAAAGGAACUCGAGGUAGAAUGUACCAGUCUUGGUAGCAAAUUCCUAAUCAGAGAUUGUAAACUGAACUGCUUUGUAGAUUAUUGGGGCAGGGGAAGGUGAUUAUAGAGGAUGUUUCCCUCCAAUUUCCAAGGUCCUGUCUUUGCAUCCUCUGGAAGUUCCAGAGGUAGGACAAAGGAAUCAGGUGGAUUCCACCUGUUUUUUGUACCUCCUGAUCUAAAGGGCAGUGUCCCAGUGUCACCCCAUUGUCUAAGAUAUUCACCCAUUUGUCCAGUUUCUGAAAUGAAGCUGGGUGCUGCACCAGCACUUGUCUUUCUUUCCCUCAUCUGUCCUUCUUGUCUCAUGGGCUACAUACCUCUGGGACUGAAAGUUUGAAACUCAUCCUAUGAACUGCCACUGUGCAUUUUAUUCUUGCAUUGAUUCAGGGGUAGGUCUGAUCUUCCCAGAGUAAAUAUUGGUCGUUUGACCUGGGACACACCCAACACACACCCUUUUCUUGAGGGGCCUUCUGGUCAGCCUGUGAAGCAGGGCAAAGUCAAGACUUCUGCCAGGAUGAAUCUGUCGGGGAGUAGGUUUGGAAGUCAGUGGGUUGUGUCUCUCCAAGGUGGGGCUCUUGCCACUGGCUCAGGACAUUGAGGCAUUACCCUGAGGAGGGGCAAGUAUAAGCCUUGUCCCUGCCCUCAAGCAGCUCGUGGUCAGAUGAUGAUUCAUUUACAGAAAAUAAGAGAGUGUCAAGGAACUCUGGCAGCUUGCAAGGUAGGAGUACUCAAUGUCCCAGAGGUGGGGUGGCAUGAACUGGGCUUAGAGAAGUAAACAGGAUUCUGAUUAUGGCAGUAGCAUGAGCAAAAACAUUAAAAUUGCUUUUGCACUAAUUUCCAGGUACUUGGUGUGCACUAGAUGUGUAUGCCUUAUGCAUGGGGAGGUCUGUGAAGAGAACUUCAGGUUGGCUGUGCCCUCUGACUCAGCCCUACUCUUAUCCCAGGUCCAGGUGGCUCCUUGGUGGCCUCCCCCGGAAAUGCUCCAUCUUCCACCUCUUCGUUGCCUGUCUCUUAUUGGGCUUCUUCUCCCUACUCUGGCUGCAGCUCAGCUGCUCUGGUGAUGUGGCCAGGGCAGCCAGGGGACAAGGGCAGGAGACCCCAGGUCCAUUCCAGGCCUGCCCCCCAGAGCUACCCCCUGAGCAUUGGGAAGAAGAUGCAUCCUGGGGCCCCCAUCACCUGGCAGUGUUGGUGCCAUUCCGUGAACGCUUUGAGGAACUGCUGGUCUUCGUUCCUCACAUGCACCGCUUUCUGAGCAGGAAGAAGAUCCAGCACCACAUCUACGUGCUCAACCAGGUGGAUCAUUUCCGGUUCAACCGGGCAGCACUCAUCAAUGUGGGCUUCUUGGAGAGCAGCAACAGCACAGACUACAUUGCCAUGCACGAUGUGGACCUGCUCCCACUCAACGAGGAGCUAGACUAUGGCUUCCCUGAGGCUGGGCCCUUCCAUGUGGCCUCCCCAGAGCUCCACCCGCUCUACCAUUACAAGACCUACGUGGGCGGCAUCCUCCUUCUCUCCAAGCAGCACUACCAGCUGUGCAACGGGAUGUCUAACCGCUUCUGGGGCUGGGGUCGCGAGGAUGAUGAAUUCUACCGGCGCAUCAAAGGAGCUGGGCUCCAGCUUUUCCGCCCCUCUGGAAUCACAACUGGCUAUAAGACAUUUCAGCACCUGCAUGACCCAGCUUGGCGGAAGAGGGAUCAGAAGCGUAUUGCAGCUCAAAAACAGGAGCAAUUCAAGGUGGACCGGGAGGGAGGCCUAAACACUGUGAAGUACCGUGUGGAUUCCCGCGUAGCCCUGUCUGUGGGAGGGGCCCCCUGCACUGUUCUCAACAUCAUGUUGGACUGUGACAAGGCAGCAACCCCGUGGUGUACCUCUGGCUGAGUUGUGCAGACGUUAAGGAAGCCCAUGCCUACAGAUCACACUGCUGCUCAGCCUCAGGAUGAGAGCUCAGGCCUGGGGCCCAGCUCCCAUAGGAUGUGGAGUGGCCUGAAGAAAUGGCAAGCUCUAUCUUAGCACCAGCCUGGGCCCCAGAGGCAGGCCUGAGCUGGGAUAGGACACAUAUGAUGCCUGGGAUGCUGCUGGCAGUAAACAGUGAUCACAAAAAGGCUGAAAAGUGGCUUCAACUAGGACUCUCCACCCUGCCUUCCUGCUUGCCCUACUCUGCCCUCCUUUGUGUGCCGAGGCCUCAGGCAGUGGGAAAGGUUGAACUGAACAAUAUCUAAUUAGUCUCCUUCCCACUGGACUGCCUCAUGCAGAGAUACGGCUUAGAAGCCAUGUGGCUGGUGUAGGUGGCAGUUGCAAUGAGGAGGCUUAGAACUCCAGAAACCAGAGCACAAGCCCCACAGCAAGGAACAGCAGAUACCAGCUCCAGCUGGUUGUCACAUGCAGGAAUGUGGACCUCAUGUUACCAGAUCUUCUGAUUUUUCAAAAGAAACUAGAAUGCUGGAUUCAUAAGUGAAAUCUGAUUUUUUAAUGAUAGCAGCUAAUUGAAACUUUGAAAAAGAUGGCAGGCCAAACAAAAUGUGUUGUGGACCCUGGUUUGUCACCUUUGGCUGUGGGGAAGAGUAAUGGGCAAAAGAUGACACCUCCUUUAGUUGUCAAGGAAUUAGGGUAGGAGUAGGGAUGGCAGGUUGAGAUAGGAGAAGACAGGGCCAGGGACUUAUCUCAGUGAUUCCAGCGCCUGCCUUGCAAGCACAAGGGCCCGAGUUGGAUCCCUGGUACCAAAAAAAAACAUGGGAGAAGAAGCCAAAGGCACAAGGUUCCAUACCACCUUCCCACCCAACUUUCUAAGGUUUCCAAGCAGCUCCUUGGGUUUCCAUCUGGGCAGUGUGACCACUGUCAGGGUCCCUUUGGUUGGGCUUUAACUGGGAAACUGCUUCAUCCUGCCUCACUGAGAUGAAGAUAGGAAGGAGAGCAAUUGAGGACUGGAGCUAAGUUAGACACAGCAACUCAGCAGUGUCUUAGGUCAAGGCCUGAGGGAGGGAGAACCAUGUUUUUAAGUUGGCAGGAAAGAGAUGGGGAGAAGUAGGCAAAUCCCUGGAGUGUUCUUGUAGCAUGAGGGGAGAUGUUCAGCAAUCUCCAAGACCACUAACUAGGAGAGGUGAAGUUUAGAUAAAAACCGAGCAAGACCAUGAGACUGGGGAGUGAUCAUACAAGAAGCUUUUGGAAGGAAGCCCGGGGCCAAUGAGAGAGUGGAUGAGGGGCCUUGCAAGGUAGAUUGCUCCUUCAAGGCCAAAGAUUUUUGGCAGACACCAGACGAGACUGUUGAGACUGAGCUUGGUUUGUUUAACAGUAGGACACCUUGAAGUGCUGAAGAAGGAAGGGAUUGAGGUCACAGAGCUGAAAAGGGUAGUAUCAACACCUCUGUUCUAAAAGGAUUCCUCCUCUUAGAAUGAUGUGGGGACUCUUACAUGGAGUUAUAUGGCUUGUGCACUGUACAACCUGUGUGUAAGCUAAGAGAUUUAAACAGGCAUUGGUGUUAAGCUUCAAAUUCUGACACCUAAUCUGGGGUGGUUGUAAUCCACAAUUGAUGUUGCCUAGUAAUUGAGCCUCACCAAUUGAAGUGAGGGCAAACAGCCUCCACUGGCAGUGGAAACGGAGAUGAGGUGUUUCCUGUGUUAUCUGGAAAACCUGGUUACUUCCCUUUGGACUUGGAUAUGCCAGGGGCAAUAACAGCCACCUCUUGGAGUUUGUGGGGAUGUAUAUGACAUCAAAGCACCCAGCUCUCCAUUCACUUGGCAUAUAGGAAGACCUCAGCAAUGGGGGCUCCUCCUUUUCACCGGCACUGGGGGAAUGGAAUGAGCAGAAAGGCCAAGAAGAUCCCAUUACCUUGUGGGAUCAGUCAACAGCUUGGGCUGGGACACAUCCUCACCCCUGUGCCCCAAUUCCCCACCAUGGCUGCUGCCAUCUCCUCCAUCAUUAAGGUGCCAGUGGGCACCAAGACAGUUCAAAUCUACACAACCUCCCCCAUCCAGGGCCUCCACCCACCCAGGAGUAUGUGACAGGGCUGAGCCAUGGUGGCCCAGGGGAAGAAGCAUAUGGCUUUGUCUCCUCAGGGUGUUGUUUGCCUCCUUUGUGGAAGCAAAAAAACUAACAUCCCUGCUGUGCUGGCUGAGGUGUGGAUAAAAUGCACUAAGACAGGUGGUGAACCUAUGGCAUGUGUGCCAUAGUGGGUUGUUUUGUUUGUUAUCAUUGAAAGCUCUAUAAGGUUCACCAUCACUGCACUAGGAUAUCUGAGCACCUGGCAUGGCGCUUGGCCAAUGCAGGUGUUGUACUAAUAAUAACAAUCACUUGUUGGGCAUUUACCACACACAAACUUCCCUAUAUUGCAUUAUUUCGUGGAGGCCUCUACCUAAGAGCUAGGUCCCAUGUAUUACAUCUUUUGUAGAUGAUGAAGGUGAGGCAUUAAGAGGUAAGUAGCUUGUCUAGGUCACAGAGCUGGAAAGUAGUGGGGCUUGGAAUGGGUACCCCUGGGGUCUGUGCCUACAGAGCCAGGAUCCUGUCCUCUGCCCUGGACAGCAGGUACCCAGAGGCUCCUGCAGCAGAUCACCUUCCUUAGCUGGAGAGGGGAAGGGGGGAGGGCUGCCAGAGUUCAGUGUCCCAAGGAUGCAAAGUAUCCUGUGAGUACUGAUGCCAGACAGGUUUCUUGGGGCUGAGGAACACAGCAGGAUACCAGUUGGACCUAGAGUAUGGGCCUGUAACUGAGUAAGUUAAUUGGUCAGAAUAGGAAAGGUUUCCAGAGGGAUCUGCACAGGUCUGGGCAUGUUCAGUUUAGGUGUUCUUGGCACCUUAUUACUAUGCAGGAACAGGAUAUUUGAAGUGAGUCAUGAGGAUCUGCAGAUGCCGCACCAAGCAACUUAUAAUUUUUUGCUAGGAGUGCAGGGUUUUCUAGCGGGAGAGUUUGGGGGCAGGGCUAGAUCCAUUGUUAUGAAAGAUUCUAGCAAGCAGGACCCAGCGUGGACUGUAGGUGAGGCCUGAGAAGAGUGAGAGCCGAGUCUGAAUGAAAAGUGAUGGAGCAAGAAUGAGGCAGUGAAGUGGGGGUGAGAUCUGCUGCACCCCCAGCAUCUGUGUGUUGGCUCCCUGGCCAGGGUCACCUGUGCACCAUUGGGCCCUUCCUUCACAGAGUCACUCCCCAGCAGACCUUUCCCCGGUGGACAAAUAGAUGGAUAUAGAGAGCCUUUUUUGUCUUCUCAGCCCUGUGCUUUGAGAGCACUUAAAAAAAAAAAAAAAAAAAAAAAAAAAAAAAAAAAAAAAA
This is a messenger RNA of Fukomys damarensis (Damara mole-rat), 6552 nucleotides long. It is a transcript of the gene B4galt7, whose product is annotated as beta-1,4-galactosyltransferase 7. The transcript is spliced from 5 exons. Gene Ontology annotation, molecular function: xylosylprotein 4-beta-galactosyltransferase activity. The record is from RefSeq and is a predicted model, not a curated record. Gene Ontology annotation, biological process: carbohydrate metabolic process; proteoglycan biosynthetic process. NCBI's taxonomy places the organism in Eukaryota, Metazoa, Chordata, Mammalia, Rodentia, Bathyergidae. Bases 2178 to 3179 code for a protein of 333 amino acids.